UUCACACUGCACUAGCCAUCUCUUGAGUGGCCCUUGAGUGGACGGCCGCCACAUCAUGCGCCUGCUCUGUCUCCAUGGGAUGUUUCAGAACAGCGCGGUGUUCCGGAGCAAAACGGAGCACCUGCUUCAGUACUUGCCCCGUGGCGUCGAGCUCGUCUACCUCGAUGGACCUAUCAACCUCGUUCCGAAGGCAGUGACCAAACCCAUUGACACUAGUGACUUCAGGGCGUGGUGGAAUCCUCAGGAUGGAAUGAGCGUCCAGACGCAGCGACAAGUUAUCAACUAUGUUGCCAACGCUGUGAGCAAGGGUGGUCCGAUCGAUGGUCUAGUGGGAUUUUCACAAGGAGCCUCCUUGGCGUCGUGGUUGUGCUCGGAGGUUGCUCAAGAGGACCUGGACUGGUCUCCGUCUGUCGCAAUCUUUCUCGGUGGCUACGUCAACCCCAAGGACGGAAUUUUUGCUCGCGGUCUUGUGCCGGACGUUCGGUCGUUUCACGUGAGUGGCAUGAGCGACCGAGUGGUGCCAGCCUCCAAGUCGGAGGAGUUGGCUGCUCUCUUUGAGCAAGGCACCCAUCCCCAUCUCGUUUCCCGCCACUCCCAUGCGCAAGGCCACAUUGUUCCCAAAUGUGAUGGAUCGAUGCUCGCACUGCAGAGCUUCCUCCAAACGCCGGCAGUCGCGGCAACCGAGAUGCCCGACCUGAUCGACGUGGAGUACCGAAUGCGCAUGUCCCUUGGUUAGUUUAUGUGGCGAACGGGGCGCUGUGUCCAUGCCUCUCCGAGUAAUCUUUCGUGUUCAUUCCCUCGGGGCAGGGGCUGUGCAUCCCCAGCGCCCCUCUGUGACCCUCUAUGCCGCGUUCUCCAUCAGACUAUAGUUCCG
Molecule: messenger RNA, 874 nt
Organism: Aphanomyces invadans
Lineage: Eukaryota; Oomycota; Saprolegniomycetes; Saprolegniales; Verrucalvaceae
Exons: 1
Coding region: 56-736 (226 amino acids)
Cellular component (GO): cytoplasm; nucleus
Source: RefSeq, a predicted model, not a curated record